Owenia fusiformis is the source of this 1784-nucleotide messenger RNA. Lineage: Eukaryota; Metazoa; Annelida; Polychaeta; Sabellida; Oweniidae. The record is from the annotation of a GenBank genome assembly.
UAUAAGCUGAAUCAAUCAUAUGCAAGCAAUAUUUAAAAACGUACCUGGUUUUAGUUCAAAGUCUAACCUGGACCACCAUCUUGAAUCGUGACGUCAUUGUGCGCAAAAUUGCAUGCGCAUUAAUAGUUUGUCUUUUAUUUUUGCUGAGUUCAUUUUUUCGUUCUUUCUGUUGUAUUUAAAAAACUGAAGAAGAAGUAUUGUAUUCUGGACAUUCCUAAAGCAAUUCAACCUUCUAUAUAAUAUAGCUAGCUAGACAUAAUACCUACCAUGGGGACAAGACGAGGUGAGCUGAGAAUUUUUGGAACUCCCAAAGAACCAUUGUUCAACAUGAGACCACAAGGGAUGUCAACAGAACUCCUACAAGAUUGGCUUAGUAUAUUAGCAACUGAGAAUGCAGAACAUAUGAAACAGUGUAGUCAGAGGAAGAGCCUCUUCAAAUGUGGACUGGUUACUGAAAGUGUGCUUCUGAUGGCAGAGAGACUUAAACAACCAAUACAUUCAAGAUUCCUUUCUGCUGAGCUCUUUGAUAGGUUUAUGAGUAAACACAUAGAAGACCUUUGGGAUUAUGUUGUGAAUAUGGAGAGUGAGAAAAGAGAAAAGGAAUGGCAAGCCAUACAAGAACGGAUCAGGAAUCAGAUGACUCUCAGAAUGGUGUCAUGUAUACAACUGUGCAGUAAACUCACAUCACAUGCCAAGGUUAUAACCUGUACCAAAGCUAGACUAGUCUUACAAAACAUUGGCCACAAGUUCAGCGCAGAAAGUAUCCUUCAAUCAGAGCUGCGAGUUCUAAAGACAUUAGAAUACAGGGUGAUGGUACCCUCUCCCUUGCUUUUUGUGGAAACUCUACUGGAAAUAUUAGGACACAGUGACCAAGAUGUUGAAGUGAAGGUAUACCAUGAUGUCUGUACUAAGGUGUUAGAUUUGGUCUAUAUGAACAGGCAGAUGUUUUAUGAUAAGCUAUACUUUGUAGCUACAGGACAACCACUGGACGACCCAGCUAAAAGAAAGAGAUUCGCCUCAGUUGAAGGGGACAUGAUGCUAUUGGGCACAUCUGCCAUUGCUGCAGCAACAUAUAUUGUGGACCAAUCAAACACUGACAAGGUGGUAGAAGAACUAUCAAAGAUCUCCAAAGUACCAACAGAUGACAUACUGGACUUUGCUACCAUAAUUGUACAAGAGGUGAUAGAGGGCAGUACAAGUGUAUACUAAAAAGAACACCUAUGUAAGAUAGACAUUACCUUGGUGUAGAUUGUUCUAUGUAAUAUCUGAGUCACAUUUGCUACGAUUCAUCGGCCAGCCGACUGAGUAUUUUUUAUUCAAAACUGCCUGUGGAAUGACCUUCAACUGAACAAUUCUGACCUACAUUUUGUUUAAAAAAUAAACUCUUCACGGGUUUUUCAAAAUUGCAAAAAUAGACUAAGUUUCCAUAAAAUUGGCAGUGUAAGUCAUAUGGUUUUGGCAAAAUACGUUAAUCAAAUUGUAGAAUCUUUGCAAUAUUUGGCAAGUAUAAAUUUUGAAUGAUCCUCACCUGAAAAAAGAUGAUCCAAACUUAAUAGAUGGUGGCUAUGACAGACACCCGGGGACAGACAGUACAAGAAUGGAGGAGCAGUGGGCUUGUGUGUGCUUAAGGGAACUUGUUUCAAAAUGGCGGCCAUUCCUUCCCAUGCGAGUCCAGUACCCAUGGUACUAUUUCUUGCUUAAUUUACUGAUAUCCUAGUGGGUAUAGAAUUUAUUUCAGGUUAUGUUGUAAAUAUAACAGCGUACCCUGGAAUAAAUAUCGUUUA